Molecule: messenger RNA, 9808 nt
Organism: Anoplopoma fimbria (sablefish)
Lineage: Eukaryota; Metazoa; Chordata; Actinopteri; Perciformes; Anoplopomatidae
Gene: tet1
Product: tet methylcytosine dioxygenase 1
Exons: 12
Coding region: 871-7449 (2192 amino acids)
Biological process (GO): positive regulation of transcription by RNA polymerase II; oxidative demethylation
Cellular component (GO): nucleus
Molecular function (GO): DNA 5-methylcytosine dioxygenase activity; zinc ion binding; DNA binding
Source: RefSeq, a predicted model, not a curated record
GUUGCGUCUGGUGGUGGAGGGAGAGAGUGAGCGGGGCUGCCCUGGAUGGAUUGACAUUAGGAGGGAUUUACGUUUUAAACGGGUGUCGUGCUCCGCAAAUACUACACGGUGCACGCUGAAAAACAACUAUUCCGCUCAGUGUGUGUGCGUGUGUGUCCACGUCGGUGCUUUGAUCAUGUGUCACCGUCGAGAGAGGAUUGAACUUGCCAGCAGUCUAUAUUUGCCGAGGAGGGAAACCAAUACAAGGUCUCGCUGUCUCGCUGGAGCGGAGUAUUAUUAGCAGUUCAGACAGUGCAACUGUCGCUCUCUGGUAUGUAAAGCAUUUCAGCCGUAAACGAGUAAAUAAAACCUCACGGGCGACGAAACGACCCACAUCCACACGGCGCGAUGGACGACAGCGGUCAAGUGCAAAGAUAAUAAUAAACAGCGGCGCUGAAGGCGUUUUUACACGGUAAUAAAGCGCUCUUCCGCCAGGCACAGAGACGAAAACAGGAUCCGACCUCCGGCUCCAGCCCACCCCUCAACGCGCCUGCCCUUUAAACUGUUUGAGCCGUCUUAGUCACUCCUAAAUGUCUUGUGAUUUUAUAUUUGUUAUUGAAAUAUGAUAUUGUGUAUAAGUGCAUUGGAUUUUCGUUUUCCACGUCAAUCUUCCAAGUGGAUCUUUCAGGCGGGGCAAAAGUGUCAUUUCCAGCAGACAAAAUCAUGCACUGCAAAUACACGAUAAUGACAGCAUCAUAAUUUUUAGUUUAAGAGUAAAACGCAGAAGAGGAAGGUUUUUAAAAAAUAAAUUAAAUUGUGCGGUGCAAAAGAUAAACAUUCACCUGGCUCCCAUGCUGGCUACAAGUAAUCCUCCCCUCCACACGCUCAGCCAUGCCUGCUACUACCAAACGCACCAGGAGACAGACACCUGCUCAGAGAAAAAAUGUCCAGAAGGUGAUAAGUACCAAGAGGCAAACCUGUAACUCAAACAAACCCAAGGGAAAAGCCACAGAGAAGCCCCAGAAAACACCUGCAGAACCCAAAAGGUCAACAGCCAAGGCCCAGGAGCCGUCGGGCCGAAGCCACCGUGGAAGAGCGGUUAGUGGGCCAGCAAGUCAGGGCCCUGGGAGGUCGGCUGGCAGAGUUAACCGUACUGUAAACGUAACAGGAUCUGCAAGGCUUAGACGGCCGAGCAAUCUGCCUGACCACUGUGGCGAGUUACAAGACCCCCUAGGGCGAAGGAAGUCCCUGCGUGGCACCCUGGUGUCUGUUAAUCCCUGCCAGCCUCCUAGACCUUGCAGAGGGGGGAGAAACAACAGAGGGGUCGCAGGGAAACGAGCUGCAUCCCAACAAGGAAACACAAGAAACAAGCUUUCAAGCACCAGCACCAACGAUAACGAUUCAACUCUUGAUGAGGAAAAUGAGAAUCUGGACACCUGUGAUGCAGAAGAAAUACUUCCAGUCUCUCUAAAGACUGAUUUUGAAGUCCCUUUGAGAAUCACAGAUCAUGGUCUGGGAGACAACAAUGCUAAAGAGGGAAGCCCUCUCAAAGCGGAUUCGCCACCGUGUAACGACGUACUGGAAGACUGUGUGCAGUGCAGCUGUGACAGUUCUAUAACCCAGCAAGACAAAAACACUCUCAAUCAUGACAGUGAAGGUGACCUGAGGUGUGUGACUGGGGUGUGUGAUGAUGCUGAUGGACAGCUCAAACUCUGCGGUGACAGAAGUAAAGAUAGUCCCUCUGUGCUGAAGAGUAUUGGCUCACCAGGGGUGCGGGCCGGCUGUGAGGUGAAUGGCAGUUCAUCUAUCCUUGAAAAUAAGCGCGAUCAUGCCAGUGAUGGUAAGCAAGAUGAUGUGUUUACUGUCCAUCAAGAGGAAGAUAACGUGUUGGGUUUAAAAGAAAAUAGGACGGAUAAAAGAGGGAUAGUUGCCACUGAGAGAAAAGAAAAGAAAAAUCAUGAGAGAGAAGAGAGUUUGGAGGAAGAGAAACCUGUUGAGAGACAAAAGGAGACUGUGGAAGAGAUGGAGGAGAUUGCUGAGGAGCUGGGUAAUUGUAAGAGAGGGGAAAACAAACAGGAGACUGAUGUUUCCAUCAAUCCUGCUGACUCCAGACCCAGCACUCCAGUCUCCCAACCUCCUGAUCCACCUCACUCUAACAAUGGACUGACAGCACAGUCAGAGUCACCUGUAUGUGAGCUAUUUGUCUCCAACGCAGCUACCUCAAAUCCCACCAAAGCCCCCUCCACCUCAGAGGCACCUGAGCCAGAGUUUCUAAACCAGGGUAAGACGGACAUGCAACCAACCAUUCAUGGUGCUAAAAUUCAAUCCACAGGGUCCUCAGUUGUCGCUGAAACUGCCCUGAUGGUCCAGACUGUUCUAGUAAAAAGAAACACGCCGGUUAUUAUCCGUAGUGACUCCUUCAAACCCAGGUUCUUGAAGGAUUCAAGCCAUGGGGAACCGCACCAACUGCAAAGCCCAACGAUCCAUUCUCCUCUGGAAGAGGAACAAGCUUGCACACCAGCAGAGACGCAGACCAAAGAUAGUGAAUCUGAUCGAGAGACGUUCGAGCACCACAGCCAGAAAGACAAACCGUCGCCGUCAGUGUCACCCGUUCCUCACCUGAGCUCAGAUGCCCUUACAGCUGAGUGUCAACCAAACCUCAGCAAGGAUGGCGAACCGGACCCAGUGCCGAAGAUCUCGACUCCUUCUCUGGACAGCAGCUUCACCUUCUCCUGCAGCUCAGAAAGCACACGCUCCUCUUUUUCUUUUGACACUGAAUCAGAGACAGGGUACGGGGAGUCGAGUCCCUCUCUUCUACCUGGAUCCUGGGGGCCAGAAGGGGCCUGCUUUCCCUCCUGGACCGCUCUGAAAGCACAGAAGAAGGAGAAGAAGAAGCGGAGCAGGUGUGGGACGUGUGAGCCAUGCCAGAGGAAGAUCAGCUGUGGCCAGUGCAGUUGCUGCCUCAAUCGCAGCACCGGCCACCAGAUCUGUAAGCUGAGAAAGUGCGUGGAACUGAGGAGGAGAAGAACGUCAUCUCUGCUCACUCUCUCUGCUGCAAAGGUGGUUCCCGAAAGUGGGUCGGUAAAUGGCAAAGGCAAGGUGCAAAUGGAUGACACCCACACGGCAGCGGAGGAAGAUGAGGGGGAGGAAGGCCACAUACCUCAUGAAGAAGCUCCCCCGAUUACCCACUCGCUCACCCAGAACCUGGCCUCGGACCAAGGCGGACGGCCGGCACUUGUUAAAAGAGAGCCCGGGCUGGAGCUGACCAGCAUUGCACUUCAUCAACACGUAUGCUCUUCUGUGACUUUUCAGAACGGUUCUGCUGAGAACCUGGUAAAACCUAACGGUGCUAAUAUGACCACUGGGCCACACUCUGAUCUGAAGUCUGCAUAUAAAAGGACAACGAUUGCAUCUGAGCCUCAAAGGACUAUAAUCGCUGCAACCCCUAAAGACUGCCCCGAGAAUGGCCCCAAGUCUCCGCCAGACGACAUGUCAGUUCCACUGAAGAAGAUCAAAAUGGAGGAGCCGUGGAUGUGGAUAACUGAACAGGCCACCAAACAGCUGAGUGAUGAAGAUGAGGUCUGCGAAGACCCGUUGUCCACGCUGGCGGCCGUGGUGUGUCUCUCCGUCACAGAGAGGAAGGGACUGGAGGAGAAACUUUUCAGCUCAAGUUCUUCCAUUCUGUGCUCCAUCAAAUCAGAGCCACCGGAUUUGCACUUUGUCAAAAAAGAGCCGGAGGACAUAAAGAAUGACUUGUGUCAGAAAAGCACUCCUGUUAGCCUGCAAAGGAUUCCCCAGCCUAUCAAAAAUGAACCUCAACCCAGUGUUUUGCAACAAAGCGUGCAGUCCUUGGCAGAGAGAAGAAAUCUUAGCUUUGAUCAGGCUAUUGCUAUUGAGGCAUUGACUCAACUGGCAGCUAUACCUCAAAGCACCCCAGGGUCCAUUAAAGUUGAAAGUAAGUGUGAACAUCCCUUUUCUGCUGCUGCCCUAUUUCAAACUUCCAAUGCAAAUACAAGCCUGCAAGAAGCCAAACCCACAGCAGCCAUCCGCUACAACAAAGUGUCGGUCAUCAGCUCGCGACUCCACCAAACUUCAGUCAUACGCCCCCCCGUGGCCAGACAAGGGAAUGUCAUCCAGCGCUCCCACGGGGCAGGCUCCAACACAAAGCUGUCUCUGCAGGACCUCUUAGAAGCCAGCUCAAACAGUGAUAAAGCACCCUGCAGGAGAACAGAGCCGGGCUUAAGUUCUCAUGUCAUCAAGUCGGAAUGCAGCUAUAAAUAUCCCAGUGAUAUGAAGUUCAGUAAAGAUCACGAGCGCUUGUUUGGGGAGGACAGAGACAGGGUUGUUGGUAAAGCGAGGAGAAACAGAGAGGAGGAGGAGGUGGCAGCUCAGUUGGCAGACCUUGCCUUCAUCAUCCAGUCUCGACACAGCCAACAGUCAGAGAACAACCCUCCGAAAGGAACACCUGUGUCCGCCAUCAAAUACAACUACAACUCCAAGCUACCCCCCAUUCAGAAAAAGCCCCCCGUGAAAAAAACAAAAGCUACGCCCUCCAAGCCCAGAAAGAAGAAAAGUGAUGGACCUAAUGAUGGAUCCAACUGCAGGACCCCCUUCUCAAAACGCAUGCCGAGUGGAGAGACGGCCAACAGGAGCAGAGGCCAGAAGAUUCAACCGCAGGGGAAAACAGGCCUCCACCACAAGAGGAACCUGUUUCUGCCUCAAGCUCAAAUUGACCUGAAGAGAUACUUGGCUGAGGCUCAGGAGGAGAGGAGGCAACUCUUCCAUCACAGUAACGCACACAGUGCCGCCCUCUUAGGGCCGCAGACUCAGAACUACAACACUUUCACAAGGAUCAACCACCCUCUCGGUCAAGAACACCACCCACGGUCCCUUUCAAAUGGUCCACUCCACCAACACCAUCCGUGCAAUGGUCAUGCUGCAGGACCGGGGCAGGAGUGUGAAAGGCAUUUGUUACCUCAGGUAGCGCAGCCCUGUGGUGGGCUGCAUCACGGUGCUGAUCCUAACACCAGCCCAGCUGAUACCGCUUUCCUCAGCCACACCACUGGUCACCACAGCAUGGCUAAUGGCUUCUCAGGGGGUCACCAGUCCCCUCCUCCAAGCCAGCAGGGCUACUACAAACUGGAGAGGGCAGGUCCUGUCACUGUCCUGUCCACAGCUACUGAUGGGGAUCUGGGCCACUCCGCAGAAUCAACUCCAUCCAAGAACAGCGUCAACAGCUUUCUGGAGUCUCCCAUGAGUUUUCUGGAUACCCCGACCAAGAACCUGCUCAAUACGCCUUCCAAAAAACUGGCUGAUCUUCCAUCCUGUCAGUGUGUGGAGCAGAUCAUUGAAAAGGAGGAAGGCCCUUACUAUACCCACCUGGGGGCAGGACCUAGUGUUCCUGCAGUGAGGGAACUGAUGGAGAACAGAUAUGGUGCCAAAGGAAAUGCAGUAAGGGUAGAAGUUGUUGUUUACACUGGGAAAGAAGGAAAGAGCUCCCAGGGGUGUCCGAUAGCUAAAUGGGUGAUCCGGCGUGGCAGCGAACAGGAGAAGCUGCUGUGUUUGGUGCGCCGGAGGCCCGGGCACCACUGUGACACUGCCGUGUUGGUGAUCCUCAUUCUGGCGUGGGAGGGAAUCCCUCGACCGGUGGCAGACAAUCUCUACCAGGAGCUCACACAGACCCUCUUUAAACACGGCUCCCCCACCAGCCGUCGCUGUGCCCUCAAUGAAGAUCGUACCUGUGCAUGCCAGGGUUUGGACCAAGACACCUGCGGAGCUUCAUUUUCCUUUGGCUGCUCCUGGAGUAUGUACUUCAAUGGCUGUAAGUUUGCCCGCAGCAAGGUGCCCCGCAAGUUCCGCCUGCAUGGAGACUACAGGGAGGAGGAGGAGAAGAUAGAGAGAAACCUUCAGGGUCUUGCCACUGAUCUCGCACCACUCUACAAAAGACUGGCCCCUGAGGCCUUCCAAAACCAGGUGGAAAAUGAGGCAGCAGGGAGUGACUGCCGGCUGGGUGUGAGGGAGGGACGUCCUUUUUCUGGGGUUACAGCCUGUGUGGAUUUCUGUGCCCACGCUCACAAGGACACUCACAACAUGAAUAACGGCAGCACUGUGGUUUGCACUUUAACCAAGGAAGAUAACCGUGCAGUGCGUAACAUACCAGAAGAUGAGCAGCUCCAUGUUCUGCCACUUUACAGGAUCUCUGAGAGGGAUGAGUUUGGUCAGGUUGAGAGCCAGUGGGCCAAAAUCCGAAGUGGUGCUCUGCAAGUUCUGUCUGCCUUUCCCCGAGAGGUGCGUCUACUGGCUGAACCAGUGAAAUCAGCCCGGAAGAUAAGGCAAGAGGCUCGUCUGAAGGCUCAAGCAGAUAAACUGGAGAAGAAGCUUGGGCUGACUCCUCUUACUCCUGGGAAAGUGAAAAGCGAAACCCCCAAAAAAGAGCCACAGGGCUUCUACAACUCAUACAGACUCCCACCCAGACCUGACAGCGUUGGACGGUACACACCGGAGGGGAAUCAAUCCAGCACUUACAACCAGAGCACCAGCAGCUACCCCACUCUGGGUGCAGAGGUCACCCCACAGAAGGAGGUCAUCUCCCCCAACCACCACGGCCUGCCUGGCCUCCAUUUUGGACAAAAUGGCUCAGCUCUUAAUUAUAGGACAAUGAGUGACGGCAUGAAUGGUUAUUCUCCAACAUCUGGCGACCAGAGUGUUCGUAUACCUCCACAUAAUGCCCUUAGAGACUACCCCCACACUUAUAAAACUGAGCCCCACGAGGUGCACUGCUCUCCUCUGAUCAGACCCUCCCCCAGUGGGAGUGCUCCUCCUCCCUCCUCCUUCUCCCCGAGACCUACCUCUGAGGGCCUCUACAGCAGGCUCAACGGACUCCACAGGGCUGCAGAAGAUGUGGCGGCAGAGGUCAGGGGUCAUGGCCUCCCUCCGCUCUCAUCUCUCCCCCUUCCCCCACAGACUCCCCCGCUUGAACCAGAGGAACUUAAGCAAGAAGAGGUGUGGUCAGACAGCGAGCACAACUUCCUGGACCGUAACAUAGGCGGAGUCGCCGUGGCACCGUCACACGGCUCCAUCCUGAUAGAGUGCGCACGGCGGGAGCUCCACGCCACCACCCCUAUCCUCAGGCCAAACCGCAGCCACCCCACCCGCAUCUCCCUGGUCUUCUACCAGCACAAGUCUCUAAAUGAACCAGGCCACGGGAUGGCUAUGUGGGAUGCCAAAAUGGCCAAGCGGGAACGGGAGCGGGAGGAGGAGGCUGAGAGAUUAAGGAUGGAGGAAUGCCUGAAUGGCAUAGGAGCUGGAGGUGGGGAGCUACAGGAAGAGAUAGGGGAGGAGGCGGAGGAGGCGAGGAGGAUCAUGAAUGUCCCGACACGUCAAGCGUGGACUCUCCCGAGGGAUGGUGUCGUCACCGUGUCCCCUUAUGCUCUUACGCAGGUGACGGGACCCUACAAUCGCUGGACUUAGUCAACAUGUUUUACACACACUCACACACACACACACACACACACACACACACACACACACACACACACACACACACACACACACACACACACACACAUACACACACACAGACAACUCCUACACCUUGUGCUUCUGCCUUACCUCAAUCCACUUCAAACUGCUACUCUCAUUUUUACAUCGUGUUCAUUGUGCUUUUCUAGUAUCUGUUUGUUGACUUUGCCCUUCUUCAUCUCUGCCUUCAAAAGUGAUGAGGAAGACCAGAGUGUGUUGGCUUUUUAACUGUGAGUUUCUGUGUUUUUAUUGUAAAGAGAUGGUGCUUUGAAGCAUUUUUUUAAAAGUUUUUAAUCUGGUUUUAUACACAUGAUUAAGAACAAAAAAGAUGUGAUUAUUUAUUCUGAUCAUAACGAUUUCUAUUUAAUUCCUGGUGUAAGCCUGUUUACUGCAAGAUUUCUAUGAUAACCUGCAUUAUGUGUUGACGCUCAGAAUUUAUGUUGUACAGUAUGACUCUGCUCUUUAUUUCAGCCAAAAGUUUGCUUUUCAUCAGAUGAAUCUCAUUGGCUUUUACUUUGGUGCCAUUCUUACUGUAACCUCUCUGUUAAACACCAUUACAUCACAUAAUGUAGAAAGCAAAACUAAUAUUGUGCAUAUAUUUACUACAGAUUGUCACAUGUAGCAUUGUGCUUUUUCUUCUACUGCUUCAGACUUCUGUUGGCAGAAGAAGAAAGAAAAAGACUUACUUGUUUUUUUGUUUGUUUUUAUUUCUCUUUAUUUUGUCUUUUAUCCACAGAUAUGUAUGGCAUAUUACAGUAAGAAGCACUUUUUAUUUUCCUAAACUUAACUUGAAAAAGGACCCAAUCCAUAGGCCUGAUUAUGUAUGUACAGAUAGAGAUAUUCAGUAUAUGAAAGUUUAGCAUGAACCCGGUUUUAUUUUUACAGUAUUUCUGCAUUUAUGGGAUUUUUCAUCCAUUUGAUUGAAAAUGGAAUACAUAUCUAAUGGAAUUCAAAAUGUAACAUAAUAAGGAAUCAUGAAAUGCUACAACAAUUAGGUGCUUAUUAUUUUUGGCACUUAACUCCUCUUCACCUUCUGAAAAAGGAAUUGGAAAAUUAUUUCAUAGGGCACAAGUGUGAUUAUAGGAUUUUAAAAAAUGUUGAUGGUGCUAUUAAGACCUCCGUCUUUCACAGAAAUCCCAAAGUGUCAGAUAUGUCAUCAGAAUAUUACCAGUUUUUAUGUCCAUACUCUGGAUUUUAAUUCAAAACUGUGUCAGCUGAAUUUUACUAUUUCUUCUUUUUCCUUUUUCCUGCUUUUGUUGGAAAACCACUCAUACAUCAAAUCCCACUUAUAUAAUUGCCUAAGACGAUUUCUGGUGCUCGACCCUUGUGAAGACUUUGUUUACAGAUGAUAGCUUUUUAUUUACAUGGUCUAAAUAAGGAGGUUGGUAUCAACUCCUGGUGAAUAAGAUCUUUAUUUUUUAUUACCCAUGAAAUAGAAGCUCUUUAUUUCAAGAACUCAUUAAUGAAACUUCAGCACAACCGACAUCACUGAUAUUCACACUAACACUGGUGGUAUAAUGUUUUCAUGUGAGAAACAUUUUGGUCUUGAACACACUUUGACUUCCUUUUGGUGCUAAUAGGACAAGAUGUCAAGGAACAUGCAUUGACUUGACCAGGUUAUUUACUGUACAGUGAUGGCAUGGUGCUUUUAUAAAACUCAGCACACACUGAACUGGUAUAUGUUUCAGUGCAAAGGUAGUUUUGUAAUUUAUCUGGAUGAUUACUGGCUGACAGACUGAGGUGCUUUGCUAUCUCCCAGCAUUGAUCAUGAUGUUUUUCAAGUUCCAGUGAAAAGCGAAUUAUUGUGCAGAUGUCCAUAUAGAGUUAAAGAAAAUGUCUUCCACGGAUAACCAAAAUCUGUAACAAUUAUCAAAACACAUCAUGCUCACAAAAUGAAAUGAAUGUAAACCGUUUUUAAAUCACUUGAUUUAUAAAGAACAUUUUUGAACACAUGACAUGAAAAAGUUACAGUUGUAAAAAAAUGUCUUUUGAUUUACUGUGGGGGACGUACUCAGUCCACAAUGAAAGUCUUUGUAUCAACUAGCACCAGCAUUAAAAAAUCUGAAAAAAACCCUUUUAUUAGUAGAAAAUGUGUAAAUAUGUAUGUGAACCAUAUUGUUUUUACUGUACUGUUAAUGGUGUUUAGACAAUGGAUGAUCUUGCUUAUUUUGAAACUGAAUUACUGUAUGUUGCUCAAAGUAUAUCCAGUUUAGACUUGAGAAGAGACUAAAUUUAGCAUUCCUUAUGUGGAUGGCUAAUCUCUUUUUGAGAUUGUGAAAUAAAGUCAUAUUUAUAUUUUGGACCUGAA